AUGCCGCCUAAAGGUAAAUCCUCUCGAGGUCGCGGAGGUGGCGCUACCACCAGAAGAGUGGCCGCCGGAGGUGGCCAAACCAGCAGACAAGAAGCCGCCGGAGGUGGCCAAACCAGCAGACAAGAAGCCGCCGGAGGUGGCGUAACCACCAGACGAGUAGCCGCCGGAGGUGGCCAGGCGCUACCACAAGAAGCUGUAGGAGGAGGCGAGACCAGCAGACCAGUAGCCUCUCGAGAUCGAGUCCGAACCUUCGUUGGUCACAGACCACCAGUCACUGCGAGUGGAGUCGGAACAUCUUCAAACGCGUCGAACCCAUCCUCGGCAAGUCAAUCUGCGACCCAAUCUCAAGUGAGUCGUCCUUCACUUAAUUCUAGUAGACAAAAUCCUCCUCCUAGGCAGACUCCUCCUCUCAAUAGACAGACUCCUCCUCCUCAGCCGCAGCAUCAGCCACCGUCUCCUCAAACCCAGCCUCUACCGGAACAUGAUGCGAAUAACCAAGUGCUACCUGAAAACGAAGACCUUGUAGAGGAAGAGAUCGAUGAUGUAGGACAAGAAGAUGACGAAGAAAACCCUCAUCCUGGGGAAGACUACCAAGAAAUGCUGGAUCGUUUGCUAGCUCUUCCAGGCCGAGAACAUCUUACUCGAUUGUCUGUACACCCAAUCCCAGGCGUUGAAACACUCUGGUAUUAA
Messenger RNA from Arabidopsis lyrata subsp. lyrata, 690 nucleotides. Its product is annotated as circumsporozoite protein. The record is from RefSeq and is a predicted model, not a curated record. The transcript has a single exon. Bases 1 to 690 code for a protein of 229 amino acids. NCBI's taxonomy places the organism in Eukaryota, Viridiplantae, Streptophyta, Magnoliopsida, Brassicales, Brassicaceae.